Chrysochloris asiatica (Cape golden mole) is the source of this 936-nucleotide messenger RNA. RefSeq names its product olfactory receptor 52E2-like. The transcript has a single exon. The coding region runs from base 1 to 936 and encodes 311 amino acids. Gene Ontology annotation, cellular component: membrane. Gene Ontology annotation, molecular function: olfactory receptor activity; G protein-coupled receptor activity. NCBI's taxonomy places the organism in Eukaryota, Metazoa, Chordata, Mammalia, Afrosoricida, Chrysochloridae. The record is from RefSeq and is a predicted model, not a curated record. Gene Ontology annotation, biological process: G protein-coupled receptor signaling pathway.
AUGUUUCCUCCCAAUAACACCCAAUUUCAUCCCUCAUUUUUCUUGCUGUUGGGAAUCCCAGGAAUGGAAACAUUCCAUAUCUGCAUUGGCUUUCCCUUUUCUGCUGUUUAUUUGAUUGCACUAUUAGGGAACUUCACCAUUCUGUUUGUGAUCCAGGCUGAGAACAGCUUGCACCAACCCAUGUUCUAUUUUCUGGCCAUGUUGGCCACCAUUGACUUAGGUUUAUCCACAGCAACCAUUCCUAAGAUGCUUGGUAUCUUCUGGUUCAACCUUAGAGAGAUAAUCUUUGAUGCGUGCCUCACCCAGAUGUUUUUCAUCCACAACUUCACAGUUAUGGAAUCAUCAGUACUCUUGGCAAUGGCUUAUGACCGCUAUGUGGCCAUCUGCAACCCACUCCGAUAUAGCACCAUCCUCACUAACAAGGUUGUUUCUAUGAUUGGUCUUGUUGUAUUAGUGAGGUCAUUUAUUUUUGUGUUUCCAUUUAUAUUUCUCAUAAUACGACUGCCCUUCUGUGGAAAUAAUAUCAUCCCUCAUACCUAUUGUGAACACAUGGGUCUUGCUCGCUUAUCUUGUGCCAAUAUCAAGGUCAAUAUUAUUUAUGGCUUAUGUGCCAUUGGUAACCUAGUGUUUGAUAUAAUAGCCAUUGCUAUUUCUUAUGUCCAGAUACUCCAUACUGUUUUCCAUCUACCUUCACGGGAAGCCCGACUUAAGUCUCUUAGCACAUGUGGUUCACAUGUGUUUGUAAUUCUGUCCUUCUACACACCAGCCCUCUUCUCCUUUAUGACACAUCGCUUUGGCUGUAAUGUCCCCCGCUAUGUCCAUAUACUACUGGCCAAUCUCUAUGUCAUAGUGCCACCAAUGCUCAACCCUGUUGUCUAUGGAGUCAGAACCAAGCAGAUCUAUGAUCGUGUGAAGAAAAUGUUAUUGCAGAAAUAA